CCCCACCCAGGGGGAUGGAUGUCGGGGUGCAGGUCCACCAUCCCAGGCAUCCCAUCCCUUCCGCAGGGCCCUGGCGGGCACAGCCAGAGCCCACACACUCGAGCUCCAGGCUGGCUACUCACUGCGAGGGCGGGAGGGCCCUUCACAAGCCACUGAUGCCUACACCUGGGGGUGUCUGUGAAACGCCCCAACCCCCCCACACAACGCUCGCACGCAUGCGCCACCACGCCUGUCACCGGUCCUACCUGCCCAGGACCAGCUUCUAGGUCAGGCCUGGGCACGACUUCCCGGGAGAACCAGCACAGGUGCUGCAGGCCGGGCUCAGCUGCGCAGCUUGGGGUGUGCGGUGGCCAUGGCCUGGGGACUGUGGGGCAGGGCCCGAGGGGGCCCUGUGGGGGCUCUAACCCUGUCGGCUCUGGCUGAAGGCAUCCAAGCCAACCAGGGACAGACCCCAGGUCGCUCUUCUGCUGGUCCUCAGCCUGAACGUGCGCUUGAACCUGAGGUGGAGCCUCGGAGUGCAAGUGCCAUCCCCCCAGCCAGUAGGGAGCUGUGCCCCUCGCCCAGCGGGCAAGGUCCCGCCCCUGAGGGACCCCACCAGGAACCCCAGAGUUCCUGGGAAGAGGGGGCGCUCGCUGACCUGGCCUUGUACACGGCUGCCUGCCUGGAAGAGGCUGGCGUUGUGGGGACCCAGGCAACAGCGCUCAUGCUGUCUUCCGCUCUGGAGGCCCGGGGGGAGCAUCUGGAGGACAACGUAAGCCACGCCCCCCCGGGGCCCCUGACACUCCUGCUGCGGAGUUCCAAGGUGUAUGUCCUGGUGCGAGGGCUGCUGGCGCAGGUGCCCAGCUUGGCCCAAGGGAGGCCCCGGCAGGCGGCCCUGCGGGUGAUGAGCGCACUGGCCCUGGAGCACGCGCGGGAAGUGGUGUGUGCGCUGCUGCCAAGCUCGCUGCCCCCCGACCGGGCAGCUGCCGAGCUGUGGCGCAGCCUGAGCCGGAACCAGCGCGUAAACAGGCAGGUGCUGGUCCAGCUGCUGUGGGCGUUGAGGAACGAAGCCCGGCCUGAGCUCGAGGCGCUGGCGGCCACUCGGGCCCUCGGGGAGAUGCUGACUGUGUCUGGCUGCGUGGGUGCCACUCGGGGCUUCUACCCACACCUCCUGCUUGUGCUGGUUACACAGCUACACCGGCUGGCGUGGCAUGUGCGCUCCCCGGACACCCCUAAGGUGCAGGCUCCAUGGCACCGAGGGCCCCCGCACAGCCACGCCAGCUGUGCUGUGGAAACCUUGAAGGCUCUGCUCACUGGGGAUGGAGGCCGCAUGGUGGUCACGUGCAUGGAGCAGGCCGGGGGCUGGAGGAGGCUGGUGGGAGCCCACACCCACCUAGAAGGCGUCCUGCUGCUGGCCAGUGCCAUGGUGGCCCACGCUGACCACCACCUGCGGGGCCUUUUUGGGAACGUGCUGCCCCAGCUACGCAGCCCCGAGGACACGCAGCGCCUCACGGCCAUGGCCUUCUUCACGGGGCUGUUGCAGAGCCGGCCCACAGCAGGCCUCUUGAGGGAGGAGAGCGUCCUGGAGCGGCUCUGCGCCUGGCAGGGCGACCGCGAGCCCACUGUGCGCUGGCUGGGCCUGCUGGGCCUGGGCCACCUGGCGCUGAACCGCGGCAAGGUGCGGCACGUGAGCAGGGUGCUGCCCGCACUGCUGGACGCGCUGGGCGAGGGCGACGCGAGGCUCGUGGACGCCGCGCUGCGCGCCCUGCGGAGGCUCCUGCUGCGGCCUCGGGCUCCCGUGCGGCUGCUGAGCGCCGAGCUGGGGCUCCGCCUCCCGCCGCUGCUGGACGACGCCCGGGACUCUGUGCGCGCCUCGGCUGUCGGGCUUCUGGGGACGCUGGUGCAGCGGGGCCGGGGCGGGCUCCGGGUGGGGCUCCGCGGCCCCCUGCGGAAGCUGGUGCUCCGGAGCCUCGUCCCUCUGCUGUUGCGCCUGCAAGAUCCCAGCCGGGAUGCUGCUGAGAGUUCAGAGUGGACCCUGGCCCGCUGUGACCAGGCCUUGCGUUGGGGCCUGCUGGAGGACAUGGUCACGGUGGCCCACUACGACAGCCCUGAGGCCCUAAGCCGCAUCUGCCACUGCCUGGUGCAGCAGUACCCGAGUCACGUACCCAGCUUCCUGAGCCAGACCCAGGGCUACCUGCGGAGCCCACAGGACCCCUUGCGCUGGGCAGCGGCCGUGCUCCUAGGCUUCCUCGUCCACCACACGUGCCCAGGCUGCGUCAGCCAGGACCUGCUGGACUCCCUGUCGCAGGACCUGGGGCAGCUGCAGAGUGACCCGGAGCCAGCCGUGGUGGCCGCCGCCCACGUGUCCGCCCAACAGGUGGCGCUGCUGACCCACGCACAGGCCGGGCCCCGCAGCCUGCGACUCCUCCUCCGGGCAGGCCUCUGGCCCCAGCUCUGCCCCCGCCGGCCCCCACCGGCCUUCAGCGACAGCCCUUUCCAGCCCCGCAGCUUCAUAGGCCGCUGGGGCUGCGUGGGACCUGGCUGAGCCCAAACAGAGCCAGCCCAGAGGGUGCCUGGGGCCAAGUCAGGCUCUGGCCAGUCCCGGCCAGGGCGGGUCUGCAGAGGAGGCUCACAGGUGCAGGUGGGCAGCCUGGGCCUGGUCCUGGGUGCACACACACCCUCCCCGUCCAAGAGCACUCCGCCUGGCAGCCUCGGGGCCUAGGACAGCGGUGCCUCCUGUCCCAGCACCAGCUUGUCCUCAGCCUCCUGUGCCUCCUGCACCCUGGACGGCACCCAGCCUCGUGAGCUGGGGUCUGGUGGGGACAUCGUGAAACUGGCCUGACCGUGGGAGCCGGCGCCACCAUAGGGUGUCUGCUUUCUGGGCCUGCGCACAGCCCGGCUCGGCCUCCCCGACCCGUCUGGGCUCUCCUCCCCAGCAGCCCCUCAAUCCCCGUCCCCCAUCCCGUCUCCAUGCCCCCACCCCAUUCCUGCUCAUCGUGUCACACCACCCGAGCCUUCUCCUGGUUUCCCCUGACGUCCCCACUGGAGGCUUGGGACGACACCUGUGGCUUCAGGUGUGAGGUACCACCGUCAGCACCCCACCAGGCCGGGCCCUCACACCGGCUCUCCAGCGCCCUGUGUGGGCUUGGACGAGGACAGCACGACUGGGCAUGCAGGGAGGAAGGCCCUCUCGAAGCCGGCUCCUCCAGAACGCCUACUUUGAACUAUUCUCUCUCCCGCCUCAGAGAGGCCUUGGCUCACAGCCUCUUGGGGGGCUGGGAGAAGUCCUCCCAGUCUGGAGACCCCUUGGGGUCCUGUGGGAAGUGUUUUAAAUAAACACAGGUGGAUGAAA
This is a messenger RNA of Nyctereutes procyonoides (raccoon dog), 3331 nucleotides long. It is a transcript of the gene MROH6, whose product is annotated as maestro heat like repeat family member 6. The transcript is spliced from 14 exons. Lineage: Eukaryota; Metazoa; Chordata; Mammalia; Carnivora; Canidae. The record is from RefSeq and is a predicted model, not a curated record. Gene Ontology annotation, cellular component: cytoplasm. Bases 353 to 2524 code for a protein of 723 amino acids.